AUGGAGGACGAGCAGUUUAUGCAACAGCUGCGGAACCUUACCUGCCAGUCUGUGGACUGGAGCGGUUUCGAUCCUUCAAAGUGGCGUGACGAAGAUAUCAAUGACUGGGACAUUAGUGAUGACGCCCAGGGUGAUGAAGACGACAAUUAUGCAUCCGACGCUUCUAUCCUGAGCGCCCGCCAUCUGGAUCCCUUUAACGUCAAACCUAUUACUCGCCCUCACCAUACUGGCCGUACCUCCUUGCGCGUUGAGGACGUGACCGACGAGCAGGAAGAGUACCGCGAUGCCUCGGACUUGGAGAACAUCAGAUGGCCAGAAGUCAGCGUGGAGCAGGGCGAGAUCGAUCCCAUCACAGAACUCUUUACUCCCUGGAGAAUGGUUCUGGAGUAUCCCAACCUGUUUGUUGGCAAGCGCAACGGCGCGAGGGCUCGGCCUCUUUUUACGCUCGAGAGCCUACACGAAAACCGCAUGUGGGAUCUAUUCUACCUCUACCGGCCGUCCAACGAGGGGAACAAGAAUCCCUUGAUCUUCGUCCCAACCUACCAGAUGCAACACCUACUCGACGUCAUAAACAGAAAACUCGACGUAGAGUUCACGUUUCCUCGCGGACAUCAAGACAUGUUCGCCAUGCCAUUUGGGCAGAGUAAUACAGCGAAACCGCGAUUUCUUGGCCGUUCCAGAUCUGCCGAGGAAUGGAAGCAGCUUACGAACAGCGUCCCGGCGCGUAAGCCCGGAGACACGUCGGAAAAUGCUCCUUUCCUUGCCAAGCAGGAGCUAACCCGCCGCUUAAACAGCAUCUUUUCAAUCCAAGACAAGAGCAAGAAGACCAAGAACAACCAGUACAAGCGAUGCAAUCUUCACCGCGCCUGGGGGAAAAAUAUCAAGAGGGUUCAGCGGUAUCUCGGUCUUCGCCGCAGAGUUUUAUCUGACCCGGAAGUGCCAUCAUUUACCCCGCUGGAUCUCACCCAGCCUACUGGCAUCCAGCCGGAGAAGUCUGUCGUGUUUGUGGCGAUUGACCUUGAGGCUUAUGAACUGGACCAAAGCAUCAUCACCGAGGUCGGCCUGGCAAUUCUUGAUACCGCUGAGAUCACAAAUGUUGCUCCUGGUGAAGGCAGCAAGAACUGGUUCGACUUCAUAAAAGCACGACAUAUCCGCGUCAAGGAGUUUUCGUGGGCCCAAAACUCCAGGCAUGUCCAAGGCCGCGCCGAAUACUUUGACUUUGGCGAGAGCGAGUUCAUCGAGGUCGCGAAGAUCGCCAGCGUUCUGAAGGAGACCAUCGAGGGAGAGUCCUCCACCGGCGGUGAGGGAGCAAAGCGCCCCGUGGUCCUUGUGUUCCACGACCAAUCUCAAGAUCUCAAGUACAUUCGCAUGCUUGGCUAUGAUGUGGCCAGCGCGGACAACAUUUUGGAGGUGGUAGACACUCGAGAGAUGUACCAGUAUCUCAGCCGUUCGAACAACGCCUCCAAACUUUCGAAUGUUUGUGGCUUCCUCGACAUUUCGUGGAAGAAUAUGCACAACGCUGGAAAUGACGCGGUCUACACGCUUCAGGCCAUGAUGGGCUUGGCCAUUGACAUGCGGCAGAAGAGCUUGGAGAGGGCUGCUGCGAAGGCUUCAAAGGCGAAUACGAGUGAUGGUUAUGUUACUUACUCUGAAUUCACCGCGACGAAGGAGGACGUCGAUGAGGGUUGGAUCAGCACCGGGGAGCUGUCUGAUGGUGGCGAACCAAGCUUGGUGAUGGCGGCGAGCCCCGUCCCUAACUCCGUCGUGAAGACUACAGUGGAUGAAAACUGGGAGUUGUAA
Molecule: messenger RNA, 1800 nt
Organism: Neurospora hispaniola
Lineage: Eukaryota; Fungi; Ascomycota; Sordariomycetes; Sordariales; Sordariaceae
Product: QDE-2-interacting protein
Exons: 5
Coding region: 1-1800 (599 amino acids)
Cellular component (GO): nucleus
Molecular function (GO): nucleic acid binding
Source: RefSeq, a predicted model, not a curated record